GUGACACGUGUCAUAUUUUUUGUCACGAACCAAUUUCAAGCCAAUUUCUCAGGGAUUGGCUUGAAAUUGGCUUUCACCCCCCAAAUCAACCAGUUAUGUCCAUCAAGUGGGUCCAAACUUCCGUCUUAAAAACCAUUCGAUUAGUCUUCAAAACCCCAUCCUACUUCGGCGACGCGAGCAGUGGUCAGGGUUCCUCCUUCGAGCAUCCCCAGAAUCGAUUCACGGCCCAGGAAGCCCAGAAGGAAAACGAAUAUUUCCGCAAAAAAACCGCAGACGACUUGAAGAAACUGAAACUAGCACUCAUGAAGCGAAAGAAGAAUCUCCAUCAACGAAAAGACGAUGAUCAUCACGGGGAUGUGGUGCAGCAUGACCACCACGAUGACCGCGAUGACCACCACGACGAUCAUAAUGGCCAUAACGACAAACACUACUCACACCACCAUCAGAGGGACCCAGCGGGACACGAGUACCUUUAGUCAAGAAAACCGUUAGUGGUUUAUCGGUGUUUUCCGGAAGCUUCCGGGAAAAAUUCGAUCGUGAUUUUAAAUGAACAAGACGCCGAGAAGAAGAAUCGAGAAUUCAAGGACAAGACUGACGAUGAUUUGAAGCGGCUGAAGGUGGAGCGGGAGAAGAGGAAGGAUUGGAAGAACAGCAGGCCGGAGCUGCUCGGUGAGGAGGAAGAUUAAGUGCUGAAUUUUGACAAUGACUGAAUAAAGACCCACUGAAUUUC
Messenger RNA from Zophobas morio, 730 nucleotides. RefSeq names its product putative eggshell protein. Lineage: Eukaryota; Metazoa; Arthropoda; Insecta; Coleoptera; Tenebrionidae. The transcript is spliced from 2 exons. The record is from RefSeq and is a predicted model, not a curated record. Bases 96 to 476 code for a protein of 126 amino acids.